AUGGUGUACAACACACGACCAGCUCAGCGUGAGUCGGCAUAUGAAGCGUACCUGCUGCAAGUCCUACGGCGGCUGCUGGUCAUGAUCAUCUUUGUUUUUCUGAUAUCUCUACUCCUGAUUCCGUUCCACGAGACAAGCGAUCUCCAGAAGACCGACUUUAAGGCACUGACGUUUGACUGGCAGACCAACCCACGCGACCGCCUGUCGCCGAUAGACCCGGCAUUCGGUAGCUUUAAUGUGCUGCUGGAUUCGCACGCACAUACGACUGUGUCGGAUGGUAAGCUAACACCAGAGCAGCUGGUCGAGUACGCAAUUGCACAGGGCUACAACGCCAUGAUUGUCACCGACCACAAUACGGUUGACGGUGGGCUGCGUGCCGAGGAGUAUGCCAACACGCACCACCCGGGCCGGUUCAUCGUUAUUCCAGGCAUGGAGUACUCGUCGUGCCGCAUUCACAUGAACUUUAUCAAUGUCAAUGUCACGGUGACCGAGGGGAACAAGGCGCAGCCGACCGACGAGGACAUCCGCACAGCCAUUGCGCGUGCCCACGAGCUUGGAGGGCUUGUUAUUGUUAACCAUAUCCCGUGGUCCAACACUACCAUUGGCACCUUCAAGACUCCCCGUCUGCCCAACCACCCGAGCAUUGAGUCCUUGAUCGACUGGGGCGUCGAUGGCUUCGAGGUUGUCAACCAAGCCACGUUCGACCUGCCCACUUUCCAGCAUCUGCAGAGCCUCAACGGCUCGGGCGAACCGAAAAUGAUCAUGAUGACGGGCAGUGACAUACACUCGCCCGAGCCUGCAUAUGCCUGGACUAUUCUCAAUGCACGCCAGUUCACAAAGGAAUCGAUCAUGCGAGAGAUCCAGGCUGGGCGUACAUCGUUUUUGUUCGAUCCAACCGGCAGUACGGGUCGGGCCGAUCACGUCUACUCGUCCAAGUACCUGGCCCUUGCUCCGCUAUCGGAGCUGGCAGACUACUUUGGGUCUUUCUACGACCGGUACACUGGCCAGUACUCAUUCCACGGGUCACACUGCCAGAACGAGAUCGUUGACGUCCAUGGUCUAUCGAUCGGCUGCUUCAUGAUGUAUUUCGUUGCCGCAUUAGUUCUGUUCGAAAUCAUCCUGAAGCUGUUCCGCGUCGUUGGGCGCAAGAUCCACCGGCGUCGGAGCCACACUGCAUGGGACGAUUCGGUGCUAUAG
Linderina pennispora is the source of this 1197-nucleotide messenger RNA. Its product is annotated as PHP domain-like protein. Bases 1 to 1197 code for a protein of 398 amino acids. Gene Ontology annotation, molecular function: 5'-3' DNA exonuclease activity; 5'-3' RNA exonuclease activity. NCBI's taxonomy places the organism in Eukaryota, Fungi, Kickxellomycota, Kickxellomycetes, Kickxellales, Kickxellaceae. The record is from RefSeq and is a predicted model, not a curated record. The transcript has 2 exons.